CACAUCUAUACGCGCACCAUUACGAGACGGAACGCGCUUCCAAAACACUCAGACGAUUCGCGCGAACACUUGUUUGACAUGACGAAAAGUGUUUGGAAGGAAUUGUGAGUUAAUUUGACCUCCUUGUUUUUAUAAUGAAAGUAAGGUAGGCUUGUACUAUCUGGAAAAGAGGAAACGCUAGCCUGAGCUUUAGCUGCCCGCUGGACCGUGUGCUCGGGCUGGGAUGACUCUUCUUUUCAAACCAACAACACGAUAUUUAGGAGAGGGGAAGAGUGGAGGUGGUCGACAUCCGUUUAAUGUUUGGACUCAAUGUAAUUGUGCUUUAGGAAGACAGUUUGCCAUUACGGAAACGCUUUUGUGUCCCCUGCAACUUUGAGUCUUCAUCAUCAUCACCAUCGUUAUUAUCGAGGACGACCGCUUCUCACUACCAUUAUUUGGUUUCUUCUGAUGCAUUUGUGAAUUUAUGCACAUCCAGUUCCAUUAUCUAUGGGUUCGGACCUCGCUGGAAAUACAGAUACCUCUGUUACACUACUUCUCCAGACUUGCAAUACAGGUGGUCAAAUGAUAAGCCUCGUGAAAACAGCUUAAAGGGGAUCAUGCCUGAACCUUGCAGCACUGUGAAAUCGUCUAUCUAGCCUCUGAACAUCUGACAAGCUUCACCUCGGACAUGAGAUGAUAUUUUAAUAAUCUCAUUAGAAGGACACUGCAUUGUUGUUUUGGAUGGAUCUUGCUUUAGUGAAAACAUUUUUCAGAGGAAAAAUAAAUAUUUGAUGUUGACUGCAUGCAACCAUGAUGAUAUUGAGCAGAAAACCAGAUGGCCCCAUAACUGCAGCUCGCCACGGGGACGGUCUGUAUGACUCCUACAUGCGCACCGAUCACAUUGUGAACCAGGACGCUGAUGUGAAUGGGCAGAGUCCCUCUGGACUGCCCCCUCUCCCCAAACACACUGGUGUGAACAAGCCUACAAUGAAGGAUCACCAAGCAAUCCGCGGAGGACAGGUGAAGGUGAAAUAUGUUUAUGAGGACACCUACAACCGCAAACUUAAUGGUGUGAGCCAGCACAAUGGCACAAGCCAAGUACCAGCUAAGCCCCAACCUGCAAUCUCCAAAGAGAGAAGCGUGGACAGCAACAGCUCUGUCAAGUCCUCGGAGAGCUCAACAAAAGUCACAAAGCUGGGCAGCCCAAUGACCCCAGAACAAGCUCUUAAGCAAUACCGGCAGCAACUGACUACCUUGGAGCAGCAGGAGAUCCACAACUAUCCUGAGAUCUAUUUCCUGGGACCAAAUGCCAAGAAAAGGCAGGCAGUAGCCGGGGGCACCAACAAUAGUGGAUAUGACGACGACCAGGGAGGAUACAUCCACGUACCUCAUGACCACCUUGCCUAUCGCUACGAGUUCCUCAAGGUGAUUGGCAAAGGUAGUUUCGGACAAGUGGCGAAGGUUUAUGACCACAAGUUACAGCAGCACCUUGCCUUGAAGAUGGUGCGAAACGAGAAGCGCUUCCAUCGGCAAGCUGCUGAGGAGAUCCGAAUUCUGGAGCACCUGAAAAAGCAAGACAAGACAGGCAGCAUGAACGUAGUCCAUAUGUUAGAAAAUUUCACCUUCCGCAAUCACAUAUGUAUGACUUUUGAGCUGCUUAGCAUGAACCUGUACGAGCUCAUCAAACGCAACAAGUUCCAGGGUUUCAGUCUCCCACUGGUACGCAAGUUUGCACACUCUAUUCUCCAAUGCCUGGAAGCUCUCCAUCGCCAUAAGAUCAUCCACUGUGACCUGAAACCAGAGAAUAUCUUACUGAAGCAGCAAGGCAGGAGUGGGAUCAAGGUCAUUGACUUCGGCUCCAGCUGUUUCGAUCACCAGCGUGUCUACACGUACAUCCAAUCCCGCUUCUACCGUGCACCCGAAGUCAUCUUGGGAUUGCGAUAUGGUAUGCCUAUAGACAUGUGGAGCUUUGGUUGCAUUCUGGCAGAGCUGCUUACCGGAUACCCUCUGUUUCCUGGUGAAGAUGAAGGUGACCAGCUGGCCUGCAUGAUGGAGCUACUGGGUAUACCACCUCAGAAACUGCUGGAACAAGCCAAGCGUGCCAAGAACUUUAUCAGCUCCAAAGGCCACCCACGCUACUGUACGGUCAGCACACUUAGCAAUGGCACUGUAGUCCUCAAUGGGAGCCGUUCUCGCCGAGGAAAAAUGCGAGGUCCCCCAGGAAGCAAGGAGUGGGGGGCGGCCCUCAAAGGCUGCGAUGACCCCACGUUCAUUGACUUUCUGAAGAAGUGUCUGGAUUGGGACUCUAGUACUCGGAUGACACCAGUUCAGGCCUUAAGACACCCCUGGCUCUACAAGAGACUGCCCAAGCCUGCACCUGGUGGAGAGAAGUCCACAGCGCCCAAACGGAUCACCGAGCACAGCACCUCUUUCCCUACUAUCAUCUCCAAGGUACCCCCUGUCAUGGGCUCAACCAAUAACAAACUGCGGACCACCAUGAUGGGGGACUCCACUGGAAGUAUACCUUUUCGCACAGUGCUGCCGAAGCUUGUUUCAUAGAGAUUCCUUAGCUUUUCAGGGAUAAAAACAUAUGUAGCAUUUUUAGAAGUGGAUUUUUCCCCCCCUUUGUUUUGGUUGUUUUUUCUAAAUGAGUGUGAAAACUCCGAGUUUCAAUUUUUAAUGAAGUGUAACAAGCAAAAACUAUUUUAUACAACUAUACUGUGUUUUUAUCAAAUGGCCUUCAGCGUGUAAAAUGCAAAGUUGACAUCAGGGCUUUUUUCUUUACACCUUGGUCUUGAAUUGAGUGCUGUUGAUUGGAGUGGGUGAAAUUUUGAUGCUGACUGCUCAUCCUGUUUUUUCUGAAGUUUACACUACUUCUGCUCAGACAAACCUACAACUUUUGCAUCUCUAAGGGCUGUUUUGCUAGUAUGUGACUCUUAAUAUUCUUUUCAAGGGCUUAGAGUGGAUUUUUGCAAUUUUAGGUCAAACAUCUGAAUCUAAUCUUCAUUUAAAACAAUUUAAAAUAUCUAGUUGGUGGUUUAAAGCCUAUGUUAUCAUCUUAAAAAUGAUCUUGAUCUAAUUCAGAUGAGCACAUUUCUUAUUUUAACAGUAUCCUCCCCCAGUCACCUGCAUCCCAGUGUGAGGUCAAACUCUGUUUAUUAUUUGAGAAGCUGUUGCUUUGGAUAAGUUACCCUAGAACAAGAUGAAGAAAGUUAUAUUUGUUUGUAAGUGGUAGAGUAAUGCAGGUCACAGUGCUUUCUGAUGGCCAUGCCCAUUCCUGGCAUGUAUUGGGAGAGAUGGGCACUAUUUCAUAAGUGUCGUAGGAACGUGUUUUUAUCAGUGCUGUAUUGAAAGAUAUUAGUCAGGUUUCACUUGAAGGCAACAGGCAGUAUCACGUGUUUGUCUGUACAUGGUGGUAUGUAUUUCCCCUAAGUUGACUUCAUAAGCAUAUUCAAAAUACUAGCUAACAAAAGGCUGAAGAUGCAUCUUUCGAGAUUGCGUUUGACCUAUGAACCUCUCCCUUGUCCGGUAAUUUUUAAUGUUUAGUUUUUGUUUUGUUAGUAACUAUUCUUGCCAUACAUACUGUGAGAGAAUAUAAAAAAAAAAAAAAAACAUGACUAAAGAUAUAAUGCAGGGUACUUCCCCUCCCCCAGAGCUUAGCAUCAGUACAUAGAGUGGUUAAUUUCCAGUGACUCUGGUUGAUUGUGUAGUAGGGCUGUCAAAAUGGCUAAAACUAAAUUCGAAUUUUGUACUUAAAUAUUAUC
Sinocyclocheilus rhinocerous is the source of this 3743-nucleotide messenger RNA. RefSeq names its product dual specificity tyrosine-phosphorylation-regulated kinase 2-like. The record is from RefSeq and is a predicted model, not a curated record. Gene Ontology annotation, molecular function: ATP binding; protein serine/threonine/tyrosine kinase activity; protein serine/threonine kinase activity. NCBI's taxonomy places the organism in Eukaryota, Metazoa, Chordata, Actinopteri, Cypriniformes, Cyprinidae. The transcript is spliced from 3 exons. Bases 790 to 2538 code for a protein of 582 amino acids. Gene Ontology annotation, biological process: peptidyl-serine phosphorylation; cytoplasmic stress granule disassembly; positive regulation of cell cycle G2/M phase transition. Gene Ontology annotation, cellular component: cytoplasm; nucleus; cytoskeleton.